GGAGGGGAACUGGGUGCCAUGGAGAUCCACAUGCCCAAUGCCAUUAGCAUACCCUCCACUGAAACACUUCUUUUUCGAGACAAGAUCAAAUUAAAAAGAAAGGCGGAAAGAGCUUGAUGACUGGAAAGAGUAGUUCACGGGUUGGGCUCCGAACUCAUUAUAAAUCCACCUACAGUGAUGCAUUAAUUCCUCCCAUCCUUAAGACGCUAUCUUCAUGGCUUCCAGAACCAAGGCAGCACUGCUCCUAUCCAUGGCCCUCACGUCCAUUGCAUUGCCGGCGGCAUUCGCCUGCAACUCGUGCUCCCGCCCGACGUUCCCAUGGUCUCCAUCCACAAAGAAGCCACCUAGAAUGCUGCUUCCACCUCCAUCCGAGGGCGGCAGCGGCCUUCCGUGGAUGGGUACACCUCCGGCCAAGUGCUCGUUCGACAUUCUCAAACUGGGGCUGUGUCUCGACGUCUUGGGCGGUCUGGUGCACGUUGGUUUGGGCAAGCCGGUGGAGAACGUGUGCUGCCCGGUGCUGCAGGGCUUGCUGGAGCUGGAGGCCGCAGUGUGCCUCUGUACCGCCAUCAAGCUGAGGGUGCUCAACCUCGACAUUUAUAUCCCACUGGCCCUCCAGGUCCUCAUCACUUGCGGGAAGGACCCUCCUCAGGGUCACGUCUGCCCUCUCAGCUAGCUAGCAUCAAGAAAACAAAAACAAACAAAACUAGCAAGUUUGAUACGUUGGAAUGGGUGGCGUGGCUUCUUGUGUUAGGGUUCGAUCGGCAUUUGGUGAUAAUGUGGUGGUUUAGGGUUAGGGUGUCUUUGACUGAGAGCUGGCUUCAAUGGUGUCAAUGAUUUCUUGCCUCAAAAUCAUUUGUAAGGUUGUUAGCUUGCGUACUGACUUGCAAUGAUUUUUAUUUGAAUUCAGUUUGGUUU
Molecule: messenger RNA, 915 nt
Organism: Phoenix dactylifera (date palm)
Lineage: Eukaryota; Viridiplantae; Streptophyta; Magnoliopsida; Arecales; Arecaceae
Product: 36.4 kDa proline-rich protein-like
Source: RefSeq, a predicted model, not a curated record